GUUGUUAAUGUGUCCGAGUAGAAAGCUGUUAACUGUAGUCGAAAGGACUUUUGAUGAAAAUGAUGACCAUGAGUUAACUCAAGAUGAACGCUUGUAUCUGUAUACGACGUUGGCUAUUGCUCCUGAAAUUGUUGUUUUGAAGCUGCUGACAAAAGCCAAUUUAAAUGUAGGAUUUCCUCGUCUUGUUGGUGUGUGUGGACGAUUGGCUGUACUGGAGGAAGAGAUGACUCCACUGAGUUCUAUGUUGGACGAGCCCUUCAAUGUCCGGGCAUCUCUGGCAGCUCAAAUCCUUACUAUGAUUGAUGAUUUCAUGGAGGAUCAUCCUGAAUGGUACUUGUUUUAUGCCUCGUGGUCAAUAGAGAAGUUGGCAGUGAACAAGGAGGGAGAAGUGGUGCUAAUAGAUCUGGCUAACAUGGCAAUAAUUGACAAAUCUCUCUUUAGAGAUGAUUAUGAAGAUACAAGAGAAGCCCAGAAUCAUGAAGUUUGCAACAAGGAGUGUUUCCAGAAGUUUACAAGUGAAAUAUACAGGGAAGGGCAUGAUACAGAUGAGAUGUGCUCACGUGUAGAGGAUGUGGGACACCUCAUGUAUGCUGCUGUGUGUGCAAUGAUCCUAAGUGACAUGAAGCAACACAAAUAUGUGGAUUACUUCAGCUCCACUACUGGCAAUCAUCAACAACCAAGGAUGACAAGGGGUUUACUGCACAACAUCCCUGCUGCAGACAGGGCAACAGUGGAGGAGCUUCUUGCAGAGUGUGUAGAGGAGGCAGCACCUGGAGGACGACUUCAGGCAGCACAGGAGCUCCGAGAUUUCCUCUCAGACUUUCUCCUUGAUGAAGAAGAUGAGGAAGGCGAUGAAGAUGAGGAAGAUGAUACAGGGGACAAUGGCGAGGACUAUGACGAUGAUUAUGAAUAUGAAGACUAUGGCACAAACAAAGAAGGAUGAGGUGAAGUGCUACGUAGCAUUCACAGCAUUGCAAGAGAAAGAUGAUUGAAAGGAAGGAUAGUAAUUUCUUUUUCUUCCCAAGCCUAUCCUUUAUCCCCUUUUUUGUUCUUUUUUUUUCCUUUACAGGGUGUAACAUGUAAAAUAAUUCUUCCAUGACUGUUGGUUGCAAUUUGAAUCUUGGUAAAUUCCCUUGAUAUGAAUAGAUGGUUCAAACCAACAUGAUUUUGUUCUCUCUAUAUAUGUAUUGGGAGAAGAAUGCAGAUUACGGUGCUGGUGACUGUGAGUAUAUAUUGCAGGGUUAGUUGCCUCUUAUUGUAUAAAACCAGUGUUUUGUUUAGGCUGUUUUAGCAUUGCCCUUUUAAUAGUUAGGAAAAAAAAAAAAAGAAACAGUUUUGUAUUUAUGUGGAACUAUACAUAUAUAUGAUGCCCAUUAUGUAGGUGUAAUGCAAUAGGAAAUCUAACUUCCAUUCAAUAUGUAGCUUUUUUAAUGAUUUAUCAAUUGGAUUUUGAUUGGGAUCAUAUUUUUUCAUAUCAGGUCUCUUUCUGUUAAGGUUCAAUAUGUAUUGAUAAGCCUAUAAAUUGUGCUUCAGCAUAAAUCAUAUAUGGCAUUAUUUGCAUGUGAUGCAUAAUUUCCAAGUACAUGAAUGCAAAGAUGCUUGCUUAAGUUUAACCUUGCUGAUCACCUUGAAUAGGAGCUUAGCACUUGUUUCUGGUAACACUGUGAACUUUCUUCAGUAAGCUGGGUGUGCAGAGUUGCAAGGAGGAAGGGGAAGGCAGGUCUUGUGGAGGGUCAGCUUUAUAGGCAGCUAGAAUGUCACACAUUUGGUAAUAAUCUUUGUUCUUAAUGAAUGCAGGGAAAACCUCUUUACUGAGUCUAGGUAGAUCUUCAGUCCCUUUUCAUUUUCUUUUCUUUUGGCAUUGGGCAUUAUAUUACCCUUGCGGAAACUGAUUGUUCAAAACUCCAUGCAGUUCCAUCAGUUAGUCAUAAAAUAAUAUAUGUUAAAGAAACAUUUGUGAUUAUGACCAGCUCUUUUUAUGAGGAAUAUUAAUUUCAAAAUUGGGUUGUUUGUGAAUUCAGACGCAAAAUAACAAGAUGCAAUGUAACAGUAACACACUAGAAUUAUAAAUGCAAUAGGAUUAUGGUAUGUGGUAGAUUCUGUUGAUCAGAAAGAAAAAAAAGCCAGAGAAAGAUUUUUAUACUUUGAUAAUUUUUGUACAGAGAAUGUUGUAGCAAGGGAGCGUGUCUUUUUAGUAACUCUUUGCAGGACAAUCUAAGUAUAUUUGUGAUAUGCUGUAUAUGACCUAUAUAUUUUUUUUGAUGAUUGAAUAAUCAUUGAAAUAUGCAGUCACAUGCAUUGUGUAAAAGAAUAAAAAUAGACUAGAAAGGUUACCAAUAUAAUUUGAGUGUAUCUGCAGUUACUUCCCAUAUGAUUCGUGAAUAUUUAUUUUUAGAAAUGAUAAAUACUUUGAAUUAGGGCUGCUAGUGGCUGGCUACUUGUGAAAGGUUGCAUUUGAGAUGAGAAAUAAUACAGCAAUAUGAACGUAUGAUUUACAUAUUGUGCAUUAUUACAAAGGUACACUCGGAUUGCUGCCUUUUGUACAUUAACAUGCUGGAUACUAACAUAUUGCUUAUUCAUUUUCAUGCCAAGCUGUCAUGUAUGUAUCAUUAACAUUAUAUUUUUUGUAUUGAGGUCAUUAAGGGGAAAUGUUUCACAGUUUGUCCUUAAAUACCAGGGGCAGAUUUCUCCCAGCAUUACAUCAAAGCUCAUCUCCAAUCAUCCUAAAAUUGGAAGAGAAUGGAGGCUUAACAAAGAAUAAUGGCUAUAGGCUCAUUAAUCAUAGGCUCAUUAUCUCCAGUUGUUGAGACAACAGAUAACUGAAAUCACUGGCUCACUAGUUGGAGUUCAUAUUGAGUGUUUACUUUUUCUGAGUUGUCGUUGAGAUGAGACUCACAUCGGCUUCACAAAGGAGUCCUGGCUUUUGUAUGGCAGAGCAUAGUGUGCAGCAAUCUCUUGUAAGGGUGUCUGUAGAUGUUCACUUGACAAUCAGUAGAAAUGGAUGCUGAUAAGGAUGUAUGUAUUUUGUUGCAGGAUAGAGAUGCUAAUUUUGUAUGUAGAAAAUAUUUUAUAUUGAAGUUAAAUGUGAUGAGUAGUGUAGACAUUUAGAAAUCUAGAAAUAUGUUUCUUGUAGGUUGUGGUCCAAUAGUUUAGUCCAGCUAAGACUUGCUUUUUGCAAAAGGGAAAUAAAGUGUACCAUUUUCAAAUCAAAAUGGUGGGUGCAUGAUUUUUCCUGUUUUCUUUCAUAGUAUUCAGAGUUCCAUUACAAGUGAAAGAAUUGGUAACAAAAACAGUGUGGCUGGGUUAGGAUAGGUUAGGAUUGGUAGUCAAAUUGGUAAAUUUGAGAAUGCAGUUUAGGCUUGAAGAAAAUUAGGAAGGAAUUAAGGUCCGAGUUAGAAUCAGAAGCAGAAAUGAAAAGGAAAAGGAACAGAGGUGAAGAAACACUAAUUGUUUACUUGAAAUGCAAAGAGGGAAAGUGAUUACUAAACACAAGUUCGGUUUUGAUAUAAUGCAUUAUUUCUAAAAUGAUAUUACUCAAAAUGAAUUAAGUCACUUUAUACCAUUAUUUAUGAAUAUUGUUUUGUUUCUUUUUUUUAAUAUGUCUUCAUAUGUAUAUGAUCACAAUUAUAGCUACAAGCUGUUAUGUAUGUGCAUGUUCUUAUCUUGAUGUGUGUGUCAUUAUGGAUGUAAUCAGAUAAAGGCCGUGGACAAAUUAAAAAGUUGUGGAACCCGUAGAUCAACCCAGUUUCCCAGUUAGAAAAGUUGAUUGUGUCUUAAUAAGAUAAUGUGUAAAUGUUGAUAUUGUGUGAAAAUCUCUAAAAGAAAACAUCAUGUUGUUCUUCAUACUAUUCUGAUGAUGUGCUUUUACAAACAGUUAUUAGAUGUUUUUAUGAGACGAUAUAAAAGACAGUAUUGUUGUGUUGUCAUGUACUUAAUGAGUAACCUUGUUGAAUAAUUGAAGUGAAGUUUGUCGUGAUUAUACCAUACCCUUGCAGUCUUCAGUACAACAAGCAUUGUGGCCCAGUGGUAGAGUAUAACUUCAGAUUUUUUCAAGGAGUUUGGGUUGCAGCAGUCCCAAAUGGUAACUUUGUUAAAUAUCUAUGAAAUAAGACUACAUUUCAGUAUGCUCAGCUGUUUCCCAGUCAGUGAGUGAUCAGUGGAUCUUUACCUGAAAAGAAAAUUCCCUCUAGCUAGAUGAGUAUAGGACAGUGCCUUUACUCAAUACAAAAACAUGGAAGCUUGUUAUCAGAGGAGUUGUUUAUUAUGUAUUUGCUCAUGUGCAAGUAUACAUAUAUGCACUUGUCUGUGCAUACAGAUGCAAACAUAUACAGUAUGCACAUGCAGAGCCAUGUGAAUACAUUUCCACACAUAAUGUAUAUACAUUAGUGUGCACAAGUUACUUUUGGCUGAUAUUAUUAACAGUGUCAGUGGCGCAGUGUUGGUUGCCAGUGCCUGGACAGAGGCAAGUAUUGCAUCCCCUGACACUUUCGAAGUCCAGUAUUAAAACCCUUACCCUUAUGAACAUGUUUCAUCUUAAGAGGAUAGCAAUAUGAUUAAAGUGAAAUGCAUUUAGUGCCAUUAUCCUCAAAUUUAUUUAAAACUGCUUGGUUUUGAAUUUGUGCAUUUAUUUCAAUAACAGUUUUGAUAUCUACUUUGAAAUCUCUGUUAACUGUAUUGCCAUGUAAUAUUUAUUUACCCUGUCAUGUUGAAAAUCUGUUAAAUGUUUGAACAAUGGGAGCUUUCCUUUGUGAGAGGUGGUUUCAUUAUUGUUUAUUUAUCAUUACUAUGUUGUUGUUUUCUUUAGACUUUUUGCACCUCCAAGACAUUUGUACCUAGGUCAACUGCCAUGCUUUACCACUGCUAGAUGUAGGAAGCAUAUUUUGUAGAGGACAUUUAUCUUUGCAAUUUUUCUAUGCAAUAGAAUAUCUUUGUGCUACUUUUUUUGUGUUUGCUGCACAAGCAGUAAGAAGUGUAUAUUAAGAAUGAUACUAAUAUUCUUAAGCAAUGGAUUUUGUCUGUACAAACGGAUGACAUGGUUCUCUCUCUCUCUUCUCUCAUUUUACAAAAGCUUUAAAAGAAAUUGUAUGAUUUUGUGUGAUUAAGGAUUACCUCAAAUUUUGUGUACAAGACAAUAACAUAUAUGCAUGUAUAUACUUGUACCUUGGCCUGCACUGAGCAAGUUCAGUGCAGGCCAAUUCAUAUUAAUCGAAGUGGUCAGCAAAAGGGUUCAGCUUAGUAUGGGAUCCACCUGUGCAUACAGAUUUUUAUGGGACUGCUUGAAACCUCUCUUGAAUCUUAGGUUGCUUUCUAGCAUUUGGGCCAAAGAAACAUCAGUCUCUAAAAGAACAGUAUGUUAAGGAAACUGCAUGUUGACCAGAUUUCUGGAGGUAUCCAUUGUUUAUCUUGUUGUUGUAAUAUUCCAAUAUGAUAGAGUGUGAUGAAUGUGUACUCGUCAGAAGAUACAGUGACAGAUGUCGACUUUAAUAUUUGUUUCAUCAUGGUAGAGGAAAAACAAAUAUCAAACAUUUUACGGAAAACUUAAUACCUGCAAAGUUCCUUGAAACAUGUUCACUGUUAGAAUUAUCUACAUUUGCUUACCUGUUAUCCCUCCAGCCCCCCCCUCCCGCGAAGAGAGAAAUCUUACGAAUCUCAUGGAUUUUGAGUUUCAGAUAUGCAUAGCCUUUGUUAAAAAUGUUUCAUGAUAUCUUGGUAUAACGACCUUGUUCUGUGACAGAUUGUUAGUGUGAUGUAUUGUAUUCUUUGUCAACCUGUAGGGAUAUGAGACGCAAAGUUACAGAAGUAUAUAUUUCAUGUAAUUAACUAUAUAGGGAAGUGUUUGUAGAGAGAUACUGGUACCUUCAUAUGAUUUCGUAUUGGGGAGACACAGUUGUUAAGUUUAGCUAAGCAUAAUAUUAAAAUUUACUAAUAGAUCUUUCAUUUUCAGAUAGCUAUAUUCUUUUAUGUGGAUUACAUGUAUGUAUUUUUAAAUUAUUUUCCAUAAAGUAUUGUUUAAA
Messenger RNA from Penaeus vannamei (Pacific white shrimp), 6014 nucleotides. NCBI's taxonomy places the organism in Eukaryota, Metazoa, Arthropoda, Malacostraca, Decapoda, Penaeidae. The record is from RefSeq and is a predicted model, not a curated record.